AUGUGUCCACAACUCCGUUGCCCUGCCUCAAUGGACGAUCUGAGACAGUCUAGCGUCUGUAUUAACGAGGGCACGCCGACUACCCUCUCAGUUGUAAUUAAGUUGGAAAAACAAAUUGUGAAACAGGCCAAUAAAGCCAUGGACAAAGAGUGUUUGGCAAAGGCAGGAGAUAUAAGUGGGUUUAAAAAAGUGGAUUUGACCAAGGCCAAUUUGAAACAAUUAUUAAUCAACUUUUGCGAUGAAGAUUUUGAUAAAAAAGACUCUGAUCAAUUAGAGAAUAAUAUCGAUAAUGCAAUGAACAAAGAAUGUAUGGGAAAGGCCGGAGAUAUGAGUGCGUUCAAAAAAGUGGAUUUGACCAAGGCCAAUUUGAAACAAAUAUUAAUCAAGUUUUGCGAUGAAGUCUGUUAUACACGGGUGGACAAGACUGUUCAAAAAGAGUGUCUAGGCAAAGCAGGUGACAUGAGCAAGUUCAAAAAGAAAUGCGCUUUGGAUAUACUUAAGAAAUAUGCUAUCAUGAAAUAA
Molecule: messenger RNA, 522 nt
Organism: Medioppia subpectinata
Lineage: Eukaryota; Metazoa; Arthropoda; Arachnida; Sarcoptiformes; Oppiidae
Source: the annotation of a GenBank genome assembly